AGCAUUGAUUGUGAUCAGGCGUUUAUUAUAGACUGCCCCGAUCGCUAUAGAUCCACCUCUCCAUCUCGUUUCCAUAAUUGCUUUGGAAACCGAACCGACGCUUAAUUGCUUUUGAAAGUGGAGGCUUAGGUGGGGGAAAAAAAUCGAACUACGUUCCCACAAACAUAGAAAAAUCUUUCAUUCCUUCUAUUUGGUAACGGUCAGGUUGGCGAGAUAAAUCGAGAACGGUAUUUGGGGUAGUGGGUAUGCAUGGGAUAGUAAAAUAAAACAUAAAUCUGUAGAAUCCGUCGCCACUGAAUGUGGAGUGGCCAAAAGAUUUAUUAAUUCGGUCUGACGUGUUUACUGUUUUAUGGGAAAGUUUCUGAUUAUGUUCUUGCCUACUUAGUAUUUUAUAGUGAAGUACUUCAAUAGCAAAUUCCUUAUAUGUCAGAAUCUACUUGCAAGGAUGUAGUGGUUGAAUUGACUCUUAAAAUUAUAUCUUUCAGUCUAUUUUUACUAAUUUUGCUGAAUAAAUUCAUGAAACACAGAAUAACGAGGAUGGAGUUGUAUUACAUACAUUAGACCAAAGGUCUCCAAACUUGGCAACUUUAAGACUUGUGGACUUCAACUCCCAGUUGAAGGGAGUUGAAGUCCACAAGUCUUAAAAUUGCCAAGUUUGGAGACCGCUGUAUUAGAGAAAAUAAAAUGCAAUCACUGCAACAUUUUAUUUCAUUUAUUUUCACAUCACCAUGUUGGAGAAUGAUUCUUUUCACAGUUAGAAAAACAGUAGCAAAUCAACAACAAAACCCCAGAAUGGAGCCAGUUUUGAAAAUCUGAACAGCCAGCAGGCAUCAGAAGAAUUUCAUGCUAAACAAUGAAGAGGAUUGUUCAGUAUUGAUUUAGCACAUGAUCCCAUUAUAGCUUAUUCACCAAAUAUUGAUUUAACGACAUGAUUGACUUGGAUGGCUGACUCCAGAUACUGGAGUUUAUGGUUAUGAUCUAAAAAUGAAGUACCAAUAGCUCAGGGCAAGGGUUUUGUUCUGUUUACUGCUAUAUUUGUAAAUAAAAUGAGUAUUACAAAGUUUUUGGUACUCUAUAUUAAUGAAAACUGAAACAUUUUAACAUUGGGAAAAUUGGACAAAAUGUGUGUUUGGGAUAGUCAUAAGAAGCUGAUCGUUUUUUAUUAUACAAUUAUUUGAGAGAAAAACCUACUUUUUCAAAUUAAAUAAUGUAUUGGUUAGCUGUGCUGUUUUUAGGUUCCCAAAGUGAAAGGCAUGAUAGAUUUCCAUGCUUUGGAGAAAGAGCUGGAAGAAGCUAUUGCCACAGAUGAGAAAUACCAGAGAGAAAAUGAGGCUAAAUUUCGAGCGGUACAUCAGAAAGUAUCAUCUUAUGAAGAAUUCAGAGAUAUUGUUCUAGCCUCCCAUUUGAAACCUCUGGAGAAAAAGGACAAAAUGGGAAGUGGCAGAAAUGUGUUGUGGAACUCCUGUGCAGUUAAAGCAAAACACAAACAAGAGAGUAAGAUAGACUUGCCUCAGGAAUUAGAACACCUGCCUGAGACUUCUGCAGAGUUCUACAGAGAUUGGCGCAGAUGUAUGAAAAACAAUCAGGAUCGCUAUCUCCUCCUCCUCCAACUUGGAUCCCAAAACUUGGGCCGGAUCUUCCAAACAGAUCUUGCUUUUGGCCUCUUAGGUGAAUUUCUAGUGGUGCUGAACCAAAAUGCUUGCAUCAAAGACUACAAUUUUAUCUUGGAUAUCUUGGAGAAUUUAUCAGGCACCAAACGUUUUGGACUAAACAUUGAACUCCUUAGUGAGGCAGAGAAAGAAAACUGCAGGCAGUUAUUUGAAAAAUUGCAAAAAAUAGAAAGUGGCCUUGGCAAUUUUUCUGAAAUCCAACAGAUUCCAAAUGAAGAUGGUACAGAUGCUACUCAAAUCUAUUGUCAAGCAGGUAAAGGAAUUGAAAAAAAAGUGUUAAAACUGAUGAACCUUUACCAAAUCUCCUUGAUCAAUUCUUGAGUAUAUACUAAUGACUAAGAAUGGAAACAUUGUAAUAUAAAGAAAGGUCUAGGUGUCUAUAAGCCUUUUUUAGUAUUUAUUAGAAAAAUAAGAGAAUAUGAAAAAUAGAUAUAUAAUCAGAGAGUGCUCACCUCUUGCUUUUUGUCUCUCUUUGUCAUUAAAAUGUUUUUUGUCAUUAAAAUGUACGAACUUAAACCAUUAUCAGUUUAAAAUUAUGCAUUAUUUGUUUUUUGAGUACUUUUGUCAUACGUCUUACUACACAUCUUUCUUGAUCUUCUGUUUUAGUUAAAUGCUUAGUCCUUGAAGUAUCAAAGGGACCUCUGACAACUCAGAUGUGGGCAUUUUUGAGCAUAUUUAUAUAGAUAUUUUUUUACUAAUAGGUAAGCAUAGCAAGCCACUCAGCUGAAACAGAGACAAGAACUUUUAAUUCAGAUUGAAGAACCUAAAAGCAAGUAUUAACUAUAAAUAUGCUUUUAUUAAGAUAUUUUGAGAGAAUGCAUUUUAUUCUUUACAGCUACACAGUAUCAGUGACAGGGUAUGAUAGAUUGAUUGUCGAUUUCUAGGUGCUCACCAUAGCAAUAAUCCAGUUAACAGCUAAGAAGCAAACUUUUGAGUAGCCGCAAUAUUCUGACAUAUUCCGUUAUAGCAAAAAUAGUGUUGUAUUUCCAGGCUAAUAUUAACUUGAUACUAUAUUAAUUGGGAUUUCAACUAGCUUAGUCUUGAUAGAGAAAAUUUUAAAAACUGUGUUAUUCCCAGCAAAGCAAUAAAGAAAUUUAAGGAAGUUGUUUUGGAUCAUGGUAUUAGAUGGUAUCAGAUGGAACUGUCCUAUACCUACAACCUAUACAGUACUUUCUAAUUAAUCUUUAUCCUAUGUAUGCUCUUUCAUCCUUCUCAUCAGAGGAGCCAUAUAUACCAGAGAGGCCUUGGCAAGUUGAGAGUGCCUAUAUUUUCAUUCAUCUUCAUUACUUUAUUAAAUAUUAA
Messenger RNA from Notechis scutatus (mainland tiger snake), 2972 nucleotides. Lineage: Eukaryota; Metazoa; Chordata; Lepidosauria; Squamata; Elapidae. The record is from RefSeq and is a predicted model, not a curated record.